This is a messenger RNA of Acipenser ruthenus (sterlet), 1810 nucleotides long. RefSeq names its product neurogenin-2-like. The coding region runs from base 205 to 846 and encodes 213 amino acids. Gene Ontology annotation, molecular function: protein dimerization activity. The transcript has 2 exons. Lineage: Eukaryota; Metazoa; Chordata; Actinopteri; Acipenseriformes; Acipenseridae. The record is from RefSeq and is a predicted model, not a curated record.
GCUGCAAGCAGUGCAAGCAGCUCGCUUCACAGGAGUACUGGGGCGCGUGCCAAUAGCACUGCUGAAAAAAACAUCUUUCUGACAACAACGUACUGUCACCUGGACUGCAAGAGCCCUGGAACAACGUUUUCUUUAGAUAUCUUCUGCUGCUUGCAAGUCAUCACGUCUUUACUUCCUGCAAAGCUAACAAGCUCAACUGCAAAUAUGUUUUCUAAAGCCGACAGCUUCGAGUAUGAGGAGCAGGGUAUGAUACUCGAAUCUCCGGCCCCAUCAUCUCCAGACAGAGACUCCCUUGGUCAAUCUGAAGAAGACAUGGAGAUGUCUCCGACGCAAAAGCCAAGCAGCGCUGACUGCAAACGCAGGUCCAGGGGCAGAAGCACCAAGACCAUUAAGAACCCAGAGGUCUUGCAGAAGGUUAAGAAAGGUAGAAGGCAAAAGGCGAACAACAGGGAGAAGAACAGGAUGCACGCCCUCAACUCCGCACUGGACACCCUGCGACAGAUCCUGCCUUGCUUCCCCGAUGAUGCCAAGCUUACCAAAAUCGAAACCCUGCGUGUCGCCCACAACUACAUCUGGGCCCUCACAGAGACCCUCCGGCUGGGCGACUCGUUCAGCGGGGUGGCUGACUGCAUCUUCAUGGGGAAGGGCUUUCAAGACCCCAGUCUGAUGACCCCCAGCUCGGGGAUAUCCUCCGAUACCCCAUCCCCGUGGAACUGCAGCAGCUCACCUUCUUCCUCAUACACCUCUGCUUUAUCCCCCGCCAGCUCAGACAUUGACAGCAGUUGCAGUUGGCGGUCCAAACACCAGAGAUACGCUGGAGCCCAAUUACAAAACGAUUUUAGUUAAAAAGAGAUACUUUAUACACCAGAAGUACAGUUUUUAAAAAAAAAAUUACAUAUAUAAUAAUAAUAUAUCGUGCAAGAUAUGUGUCAGCUUAUAGUUGUGUGACCUUGACGAACGUGAUAUUUGACCGAAAUACUGUUAUUAUUUUUAUACGAUUCUCUAUGAUGGACUAGAUAACUUUGCUAUCUUUAAUACAGCGAUUGGUGUUUGGUUCUCUGAAAAACGUAUUGUGUUAUCUCUAGCGUCGGAAAGUUUACUAUAACAUGUAUUUUUCUGGGUAAAAAUAUAUAUUUUUACUAUGAAUGCUGUAUACUUGAAAUGCAUGACAUCUGUCGUCUUUCCCACGUGUUAGCUUCAGCAGUAGGCUGGGGGAAUUUUAAAUGUCAAAUCAAACUUUUUUUUUUUUUUUUAGUGAUGUGCACUUUGUUCGGUUUCCCAGAUUCCCACAAUGCCCUUUAUUCCCACACUUUCAGUUUCACUUGCUAUUUUGCAUUUCACCAUCUGUCUUACAUGAUUUAUAAGAAAAAGGUAUUCUGCUAUAUAUCCAGGUUAGAAGUCAUUGCAUAAUUUGUAGACUUUGUGAAGACUGAAUACAAGCGUGGAAAUGUAGUCUAAACGCCCUAUCAAAGGCAAAACGCUGAAGGAAAAUAGAAAAAAAUCGGGAAGGAGGAUUGCUUCAUGAAUCAUGCAUUAUUUAUCUCGACACUCCGGGGGAUGUGAAAUUGCUGUUCUUUAUCUGGACUAAAAUGAAUCAAAAUGCAGCAUAGAGCAUUAAAGCAACCAGCAACACCCGAGUUCACUUUUAUUUAUUAUAAUGAAAAUGUUUCGUGGAAAGAAAAAAUAUAUUUUUUGUAUAUUUCACAGAGUUUUAUUCUAGUAUGUAAUUUACUUUUUUGAAAAUAAAACGAAAACUGUCCUUGAAAGGCUUUUUCGAAUUUAUUAAUAAAAAUAUAUACUUUUCAUAAAA